CGGACGAUGAGUUGUCAAAUUCAAUCAAAUUGUUGGCAGAAAAUCAGUGCAUAAAAAAUCCAUCUGUUUUCGUAAAAUCUAUUUUCAUAUAUGAAAAGCGGGUUAUUUUGUAUCUUGUUUGUGUGUGAAAUAUAGUUGUCUUGUAGAAAUUGCGUAAGCCUUCUACCAUAUGUCCAGUGAGGACACAAUGUCAUAAUAUCUCGUCGAAAUAUACAAUUUUGAAUCAAUAUGGACAAAGUAGAAGAACCAGAAACAGUGGCAAGCCCUCUGCCAGAGCCGGAGAUGCCAAUGGAAUCUGAGACUGAUUAUUCUAGUAUUAGAGGGAAAAUGAUUCUGGUCAGUCCAAGUACAGAAGAAUAUGAACUAUUGAAGAAACAACUUACUGAGAGACUAGAGUCAGGAAAUGGUGAAAUUAUUUAUGAUAUAGGACAUGGUGAAGAUGGUAAGGGUCUUACAGAAGAUGAAUACAAUGCAUCAGUUGCAACCCUACAGUCUCUUGUAAGUGAAAGGAUAUCUUGUGUAGAACUACGAAAGUGGGACUGUGGUACUGGCAUUGUUGGGCAGUAUCUACUCAGAACUGAAUUGGAUCAUAAUGACUUUAUGGAGAUAAGGGUUGCAGUAGUGGGUAAUGUAGAUGCGGGCAAGUCAACAUUACUGGGUGUGCUGACACAUGGGGAACUAGACAAUGGAAGAGGCCAUGCAAGGCAACGGCUCUUCAGGCACAAGCAUGAAGCUGAAACCGGCAGGACCAGUUCUGUGGGGAAUGAUAUACUUGGCUUUGACAGUAUGGGUAAUGUUGUCAACAAACCUGACCAUGGUACUCUUGACUGGGUGAAGAUCUGUGAAAAAUCAUCAAAGGUGAUCACAUUCAUUGACUUGGCCGGACAUGAGAGAUAUCUGAAGACAACUGUAUUUGGUAUGACCGGACAUGCACCAGAUUUUGGCAUGUUGAUGAUCGGGGCAAACGCGGGUAUUGUGGGAAUGACAAAGGAACAUUUGGGACUUGCGCUUGCUCUGUCCGUGCCAGUAUUUGUUGUCGUCACCAAGAUUGAUAUGUGUCCACCGAAUGUACUGCAGGACAAUCUGAAGCUACUAAUUAGGAUACUGAAGUCUUCUGGGUGCCGCAAAGUGCCAGUUAUGGUUAAGACGAAAGAUGACGUCAUCGUCAGUGCAACUAAUUUUGUGUCCCAACGUCUAUGUCCAAUCUUCCAAGUAUCGAACGUGACGGGUGAAAACUUGGAGCUGCUGACGAUGUUCCUUAACCUGCUGAAGACCAGGAUGCCUUCGCAAGAUGACAAACCUGCUGAGUUCCAGAUUGACGAUACAUACUCUGUUCCGGGUGUAGGAACAGUUGUAUCAGGAACAACUUUAGCAGGUGUUAUUCGUUUGAACGACACCCUACUUCUAGGCCCUGACCCGCUUGGCCGAUUCGUGCCAAUCACUGUUAAAAGUAUUCAUCGCAAACGAAUGAGUGUGCAUGAAGUGCGAGGGGGACAGACUGCUAGUUUCGCACUUAAAAAGAUAAAACGUUCAGCAAUUCGUAAAGGUAUGGUGAUGGUGUCACCAGCGCUGAACCCUCAGGCUUGCUGGCAGUUCGAAGGAGAGAUUCUUGUUCUGCAUCAUCCAACCACAAUAUCUUCCAGAUACCAAGCCAUGGUACACUGCGGCAGUAUUCGCCAGACGGCGUCGAUUCUCUCAAUGUCUCGCGAAUGCCUCCGUACGGGAGACAAGGCACGUGUAAGCUUCAGAUUCAUCAAGCACCCAGAAUACUUGCGACGGGGACAAAGGAUGGUAUUCCGUGAAGGGCGUACCAAAGCUGUUGGUAAUGUACUACGUCCUGAGCCUCAUGCUCAGGCGACUGCCAGACAUCAUAGACAUGAUCAUAGGCAUCUCAAUGCGGUACAUGAAUCCGAUGAAUCUGGUGCUAACUCUCCUUUCGAAAUGACGGGUGACAAGAGACGACGUGGGCGCAAAAGACAUGACAAACACGGCCCACAGGCGCCAUCGGCGUCUGCCGUUGUUGCCAAUUAAAAUAAAAUGGAAACCUACUCUCAAUCCACUCUGGAACAAACCUGAAAUGUAGGUUUUACUUAAUGGAUUAAUAUUUUCAGUAUCGAUAUUGGCUAGAAACUACACAGGUUCUACUAUCUACUUAAAAUCAGAUACUCACAUUGAUUAAAAUACUUCAAAUAAAUAUUAUUCCCAAAUUAGUGACGAAAAUAGCAAUAUAUUAAAUAGCAAGCAAUAUUAAUGAAAGCAACAUUUUUAUAUUAUUCUACUAAAAACUUCAUAGUCCUUUUUACAGCCAGGUAAUAUUAACAGUAAACUCAUCUAAGUCAAUAAUUAAAUGGAUAUCGAUUAUCGUUGUACAUUGGGGUACAAGGGUAUUCUAAUUUCAAACCAUAUUUUAUUUUAAUAAUUUCGUAAAAUUUUCUGUACACUUUUAUUAUGUUCAGAAAAUGGUAUGAAUGUCAAGUCUUUAAGCUAAGCAUAACAGUAUAAUACUUAUAUUUUUAUUCAAAUUUAUCUGACAUAUUCAUUGCAUAACAAAGCACAAGUAUACAUUUUUCUCUAGUACCACUAUUUUAUAAAUAUCUAUCACAUAUUUUCAUAUUAGUAUUUAGAUUACAUGUUAAACCCUUUUUAUGAAUUAUCAAAGGGAUUUUAUGACAUUGAAUGAUAUAUUCAAAGUUACUAUGUUCAACAGUAUAAUAAAGUUGGCAACCAUUGCCAAACCGCCUAAAACUAAGAAGUACAACUGUGUACUAUUGACCUUAUAUAGUAUGUAGCUAAUACAUAUUGUAGGGAACCGUCUAUUUUAUUCAUAGACACUUAUCAAAAAAAAUUAUAUUCCUCAUUCUACAAAGUUUUAGGCUUUUAAGGAAUAG
Pieris brassicae (large cabbage white) is the source of this 2888-nucleotide messenger RNA. It is a transcript of the gene GTPBP1, whose product is annotated as GTP-binding protein 1. Gene Ontology annotation, molecular function: GTP binding; GTPase activity; translation elongation factor activity. Lineage: Eukaryota; Metazoa; Arthropoda; Insecta; Lepidoptera; Pieridae. The record is from RefSeq and is a predicted model, not a curated record. The coding region runs from base 229 to 2031 and encodes 600 amino acids. Gene Ontology annotation, biological process: translational elongation. The transcript has 14 exons.